CCCCCUGUGGUGGCUAUGUCUGAGCCUCACUUCCGAUCUAGUUUCCCCAAUAGCAAGCGGAUCAUCAAAACCAGCACCGUAAGAAGCGACAGAAGGACAGAGGUGAGCAGGGGACAUGCAGUGUGAGAUGACACUAGGCCACCGUGUGGAUACAUUAUGGACCACCCCUUAUCUAUUCUGGUACUAGUCAAGUUUGGCCGGCUUUGACCAUUCACAAUCAGUAUCACGUAUCUCUACCAAGCUGGAAAUACAGCCAACGUUCGUGUGUAUAGCUGGACGUUUGCUGAGUUGGCUAACAACACUGAUGUACAUGUUGACACACGUGGAUAUAAGAUUUGGCGGCAACGGCAGAGUCGUUUAAUUUGUGCCAAGGCUUUUGAGUAGGGCUACAGUUAACUCGUGGAAGCUUUAGUUGUGCGCUGUGCUAGAUGACUUUACAUCUCGGAAUUAAUACUGUGACUCUUGAGGAACUGCUGCGUUUUAAAGUGACUAUCGAGUGGCCAAUGAAUUUCUCACGUCAUUCUUGCCACGUCCCUUGGCGGUCUUACUCAGUGUGUUGCUGAGUAUAUACCUUUCCACACGCACAAAGUCUACCAACAUCUAUUUCGUUAGAUAUAGCGUAUCUAAAAGCAGUUUGAUCACCAGGCUAUUGGAGGAUAAUAUAUGACACAUUUGGACUUGCGGGGGCAUUGUAGUUUAUAAGAAGCAACCUCAUCACAGCGAGAUAUUACCUCUGGAACUACCGCACAUUCUCUGUUGCCUUCUAGCGGUUUUGCUGCAGUUUAGACGUUAACACGACCAGACCACGGCCAAAUUUCCUAGAGCUGCUUAGCAGACAAGGCUGCUUAACAAGUUUCCGCUUUGCAGAAGUGAGCAGGAUACCACUCACAACGUGUACAUGUGACAUUGUAGGUUGGCUGAUAACGCCAUUUUGGUCUGGACAUGAGCAUGUAUACAACGACGGAUAACCGCCUUGGACCCUUCACAGUCAUGCAUUCGCUGAGUAUGGUGUUCAUUUUACUGCUGGUCGCCUUCUCCAGGCUGGCAAUGAGCCAACCAUUUCCAUCUCGCGACGAGGAAUUAUUCAUCCAUCAAAUGUCAAACCCAGAGUCAGUUGCGGACACGAAGCUGCUUCCAGAUGGAGCUGAGACAAAAGACUACGUUUUUCAAGACUCACGUAAAUUUUUUUACUUCCUAGUAGAAGAAGACAGCGCCCCUGUAGCGAUAACAGUCACACCUUGUGCAGCUGAACUGCAGUGGACUUUGUCUCUCAUGGAUUUACCUGAAGAUGGAAGCGGAUCAAGUGACGAUCAAUUGAGUGAACAGCGCCCUCGCCGACAUCCAAACGCAAAGGUUGGUACUGUGGUGAAGACCUACACUGGGUAUGACGUCAGCACAUACGUCACCUACAACUCUCCAGCUGGAAUUUACACCCUGGAGAUCCACAGUUUAGAGAAGAGCACGAGUGUGCAAAUCUAUGCCACCACGACCCCGGAUUCAGACCACUUGUACCCAGAGUUGCCCACCGACCCACGGCUUGACAUCACUUCAUUUAGGAAGAAUAAGGUGUCAUUAGCUUGGAAACCAAGCCCCUCUGACGUGAUCUAUCGAGAGCCCAUCGUGUAUUGUGUUGCACUCAAUCCAAGGCGUAAUUACCAUACAUGGUGCAGUGUGCAAUCAUGUUUGUAUGGGGAUGCUCCUCCAGCUCGUCCUCCCAAUACAGGAUUUGGCUUCGAGAACGAGAAAACCAAGAGAGAUGAAUAUCGCCGAGAUCGUAAACGAGAUAAAGGAGGUCGGGAUAGAGACAAUGGGGAGGAAGAUGAUAUCAUUGUGGAAUGUGUAGGAAAGAAGACACUGCACACAUUCACCAACUUGGAACCGGCUCAGCGCUAUUACUUUGACCUUUUCGCGGUAGACGAGACCAAUAACAGGAGUAUUGCUUAUACAGGGACCUCCAUCAUUACAAGACCAGGGCCAGCCACAAGAAAGUACAUUGCCCUCAAGGAUGGUAACCUACGGACAUCGUCAGUUCGUCGGUCGUCUCCUGUUAAAACAUUCAACUUUAGUGUCGGUGAGACGGUCAAGGACGUCCUGGUCACCGUCCAACCCUGCACUGAAUCCAUCACGGCUGAGUUGUGGCGAGAUGGAACCAAAAUAAGAAGUUCUAACAUCCGAGAUCUGAAAGAUUUCCGCGUACGUGAAGUAACGGGCGACAUACAGGUCAAAGUGAAGAGUUUGCGCAGAGGGUCUACGCACUUCAGAAUCUUCGCCACGACGAGACCAAACAAAUACCCGUUUCCCCAAUUGCCUGUUGACAAACGGAUAAAAGUCUUUGAAAAUCUGCGACAGUGUGAUUCCAUCACUCUGGCUUGGCUUAGCACGAAAGAGGUAUCGCAGUACUGCCUGUACAAACGCGAAGAUAGGCAGAAGAAGCGAUCUAAGAAGAGUAAUCGUGAGGGAAAUACGCAGUGCCACGAACCAGACAUGAGAAAGAGAACUGAAAAGGUGAUUUGCCGACCUGUUAGUGGACCUGAUACAGAGAGGGAUGUACUCACGGAAACGGUUACCGGGCUAACACCGGGUACCACGUACGUCUUCGAUGUUUAUGUCAGCAGUUUUGGAAAGCAAACGCUGGCCUAUAGGAGUGCCAGGGUUACAACGAAGAAGGUAUGCUGAUUCUUGAUAGAGUCUGCCUCAAUAAGACAGUUAUUAAGUGAACUGUGUAAUGUUGCCGUGGAAACGAUGCAGAUCCCUCCCCGAAGUACUUAUCAAGUUAAUGACGCAGACUCUUCGUGAGAUUUUGUACGCCGAAGAGACCCGGUGAGACUAUGAAUACUUGUUUCAAGUAUAAGAAACUGAGGG
Molecule: messenger RNA, 2862 nt
Organism: Asterias rubens (European starfish)
Lineage: Eukaryota; Metazoa; Echinodermata; Asteroidea; Forcipulatida; Asteriidae
Product: protein NDNF-like
Exons: 6
Coding region: 943-2676 (577 amino acids)
Molecular function (GO): protein binding
Source: RefSeq, a predicted model, not a curated record